Messenger RNA from Myxocyprinus asiaticus (Chinese sucker), 1878 nucleotides. RefSeq names its product tumor protein p63-regulated gene 1-like protein. The transcript is spliced from 6 exons. Gene Ontology annotation, cellular component: cytoplasm. The record is from RefSeq and is a predicted model, not a curated record. Bases 133 to 984 code for a protein of 283 amino acids. NCBI's taxonomy places the organism in Eukaryota, Metazoa, Chordata, Actinopteri, Cypriniformes, Catostomidae.
UAGACGCGGCCACAAGCCCAUCUCUGCUCGAGCAUCUCGGAAGCAGGAAGUAGUUUCUAAUGCACCUGACGCGGAGUCAAGCAAACAUACAACAGGUUGAUUUAAACGUAAUUGUUGCCACUAUCGACCACCAUGUCGGAGGGAGAUGAAGAGUCAUUCAAGGCUGUAGACUUGGAGCAACAGGCUCAGAAGUCUCCCAAACCAGAGUCAGACAUCCAGCCUCCGCAAUCUCCUAGUGAAACAGAUAAACCCAGCACACCUUCUACAGAGGCCAGGGAGGAUACCUCUACACGCAAUUCAGUGGCCAAAGCUAAAUGGAUGUCAACUGUGGAACAGUUUAAAAUGAAGAGAUUUUUUGUCCUCAGGCCUGGAACUUUGGACCAAGCCAUUGAGGAACUUAAAGCACUGGCGGAUCCCUCAGAAGAUGGUGCUGUCCAGAGUGUUUGGCUCAUGGCUGAGAUAGAUCAUUGGAACAAUGAGAAAGAGCGUCUGGUGCUCAUCACAGAGAAUACCCUCCUUAUCUGCAAGUAUGAUUUUGUCAUGCUCAACUGUGAACAGAUACAGAGGAUUCCACUCAACUUCAUCGACCGCAUCUGCCACGGCACCUUCUGCUUUCCACAACGCUCCCUCCUGACGAGAGAGGGCAAGGGGGUGCGGGUGUUUUGGGACAAGCUCAGAGAGCCAUCAUUUACUUCCCGUUGGAAUCCUUUUUCUGUUGACUAUCCUUUCACUACAUUUGCCUAUCACCCUGUCAGGAGUGCAAACGAGCAGCUGGGCCAUCUGUGUGAGAUCAACAACUUCAGGGAGCAGCUGACUUUGGCAGCCCAGAAAGCCCACAGCAAGAAGCCUGUACCUGGAAAAGCUAAUGGGGUUCUUGAGCUGAAUCAACCCAUCCUUAUUGAGGCAUAUGUGGGACUAAUGUCCGUCAUAGGCAACCAAAAUAAGCUGGGGUAUUGCUUAGCACGAGGCAGUGUUGGUUUCUGAGGUUGCCUUGAGUCUUCUAAUGAAUGUUUACACUAAGUAAUUCUCUUGUACCAGCUAAGCAUGAAUAGUUUAUACUUAUGUAAGAUAACUUAAGAUAUUUUAAAACAAAAGCAGUUUAUCAUUGCUGUUCUUAAAAAAAAUGUAUCUGUACCUUUCAAUGUCCAACAAAACUUGCAGUUAAAUCUUGUUACAUUGCUUCUAAACGAAUUAGCGUUCUUCAGUGUAUUUCUUUGCUUUCGUUUUAGCUGUUUUUAGGUAAGAUUGUUCAUUCAUUUCAUUUGAUCAUCAUUUCACAAUUUAACUUCAGAUUUGCCACAAAUCUUAAUAGUAUAAAUGAUUCAUAAUAAAUCUGUAGAUGGCUUCAUAAUGUAAAAAAAAAAAAAAAAAACUUUUUAAAUUACAAUGUUAUACAGUCAUUUCCUUUGGGUGUGUCAUAACAUUCAAAAUAAUUUAGUCACUCCUCCUACGACUUCCUGAGUAGAAAUAUAUUGUUUUUGUAUGUUAUUUGUACUUAUGCCCCUGCAGAAUGUGCCUUUUAUUGUGCCAUCUAACUGUUGAAAUGCAAGAAUUACCAUAAAAACUCUCUGGUGGUAAUUUGUAUUUAUGCCUUUUCUUUAUAUCUGUACCUGUGCUGAUAUCCUGCCCCAUCAAGAGGCUUCUUACAGGCCACUUGGUGCACACAUAAAGAUAUGGCACAAGUCAUAUUUGCUUGAUGGUUUAAGGUUUAUUAUUACAGCAGAACAUAGUGCUGGAAUUUCCCAGAUUCUCAGUAAUUGCUACAUUCACACAGCCUUCUUGAUUUUUUUUUUCUACAGCAGAGUGUCAAACAAUUUGUUAAGCCUUUAUAUACAAAAAUAAUAAUAAUAAUAAUAAAGUGCCUUUAUGAAAACUCAC